GACUUUGGAUAAUCAUUUGCUUUGCUAAAAGAGAAGGGUCAAAUUGUCCUUUGUGUAUCCUAAUUUAUGACAUAAAUAUAAAGAAGUAUCAAUCUCUUUUCAUGACAUACAUAGUUUCUUUUUACAGGUAUAACAAAAUGUCUGGAAAGAAUCGAAUUCUAUGAGGCCCACGUGAGGGCCCAAUACACCGGGCCCACGGGCCCCUCCCUCCUCACCCUGCUACACUUGAAGAAGAACUUGAAAUCCAACAUAGAGACAUCCAACGAAUCAUGGCUAAAAAUGGACAUGUAGUAGAAGAAAAUGUGACUCUUCAAAGGGAAUUAGUUGCUGUGAAAGAUGAGAUUCAUAGAUUAGGUCAAAUCAUCCCCAAAUUACAUGUUGAAAAAGAUGCAAGAGCCACAGAUUUAAUUGACAGAGGAAUGAAACUCGAGGCUGAGCUUCGUGAUGUUGAGCCUUUAAUGGCAGAUGUGGGACAAUUAAGAAGUGAAUUCCAGAAAUUGACUUCAUUGAGGCAAGAAUUGUCUAGUCAAAUCUAAGGUUUGACCAAAG
Molecule: messenger RNA, 549 nt
Organism: Lactuca sativa (garden lettuce)
Lineage: Eukaryota; Viridiplantae; Streptophyta; Magnoliopsida; Asterales; Asteraceae
Source: RefSeq, a predicted model, not a curated record